CCCAUCCAGAGCCCAGCAAAAAAACAUUGCAGCCCCAGCUCUCUGACUCACAAGUCCCUUCCCUGCCGUGAUGGCGACUGACAGCACUGCCAAUAGCCCGCCGUACCGGCUCCUAAUCCGGGUGUCUGAGGUCAGCCUUGGAAUCGAAAAGAAGCUGCAAAAAUAUUUCCAGAACACGUCGAAGUCUGGGGGAGGCAAGUGCAAGGUCAGAGUCGGUCCCACUAGCGGCUCUUUCUGGGUAGACUUUAAUAGAAAACAAGCCAAGGAUGGUGUGUUAGCAAAGAGAAAUCACUCUGUGGCAGUCAGUGAUACAUCACGUGUGAAAAUCUUCUUAGAACCAGAUGAAGACCCAGAGGAGAACAAGAACAACACUUUGGAGAUAAGCCAGGUGUCCUCUCAGCCUCCUCCUCAGCCUCCCACUCAGCCUCCUGCCCAGCCUCCUGCUCAGCCUCCCGCUCAGCCUCCCGCUCAGCCUCCCGCUCAGCCUCCUGCUCAGAUUCCCAUUCCGAUUCUCCCUCCGAAUCAGACUCAGAUUCAAACUCUGGCACUCCCAAAGGAAUAUCUAGAUGAGAAGAACCCAGAUGAAGUACGUGCUCUCAUGCCCUCUACUUUCUUCAUUCAAAAGAUAUUUCUCCAUGUUGAGGCCCAGCUGACCUUCAAGCUUUCCAGAGACCAGAAAGAGAUAAUUUUUACCCUCUGCCCAGAUAUCAAAAUAGAGGGAGGCCAUGAUGGACCUGAGAGAGUGAUUGGUGAGUUCGAAGAUAUUGAAAAAAUUUAUCGAUUCUUAACUGACACCAUGUUGGGAAAUGACCCGAAAGAUGAUUUUUCCUACUCAGCCUCAGCAAGUGAAAUUGAGGACGUUAUGCCAAAUGACUGCAACAGUCUUGUUCUUUACUCAAGCCCAAGAAUGGGAAGAGACGAAGAAUUGGACCUUUUGUCAGUUCCUUCACAUUUGUAUGAAUAUUUCAAAUAUUUCUUUGCUGAAACUCUGGACAGAAUAGAAGUUGAGCAUGAAGUACGUAUCAAAAGUGCUUUGGUAUAUCCUACAGGCAACGUGAGUUUAGACUUCGAGACAAAUAGGUUAUGGGACAAAGAAGCAGCUAAAGAAGCUUUUACCAGAACCUUUCAGAGGGAAAUCCAGAACAUGACCCAUAGGGAUGUUCAUUUCACAGAUAAUAAGAUGGUACUUGACAUGCAAAAAACCCUGACCGACAUGUUUCACAACCUCCAUAUUAAAGCUGAAGAAAAAGACUUGGUCCUCUGGGGAAACCAAAAGGAAAUUCUAGAAGCUCAACAAUUCAUUGAAGAGAACUACCCCCAGAAACAACCUGAGGAAACAGCGCCUCCUGAAAACGCAAACACUGGCAUUGAGGUUGAUACUGCUCACUGGCGUGUUCUGGGCCAAGAAAUCAGAGAAAUAGAGAAAACGUAUUACACCGUAAUGGAAUUGGUGCACAAACCCAAAACUCAGAAAACCCUCAUUGUCUUCAAACCAAAAGACAAAGACUUAGACCUCUCUGCACAUGCUUAUGAAGAUUUCAUUGAUAUCUUUCAGAUGCUCUUACCUCAGAUUGUCACAGAGGUAGUGAUCCUGACACCAAUAGACCUGAAGAGAAAAUGUUGGCUUGAGAAUACCUUCUUUGAAAACUUGGAAAAGAAGCACCCCCACGUAAUCCUGGUGUUGUGUAAUCGAGAACUGACUUUGACCGGCUUGCCGAAGUACAUUGAGAAAGCACUGAAAUAUGUCAAGAAAUAUUUUACUGUUGAAAGUGCUGUUCAGCAGAAAGAAGAGCCAGCUCUCUCCCUUGGAGAGAAUUAGAAUAGAGAACCCAAAUGCCCCUGGGACAGAUAUGGUGAUGAUUUCAAGAUGGCUUUACCUUCCUCCAAGAGACUGCCUAGCUGUGGGGACGUAGGAAAAGAGGAGAAGGAGGAAGAGGAGGGGGAGUGUACCAUCCGUCUGGAAAUCAUUCACCACAAAGAAGUCCUCCCAAAGUUCAAGCAUGGGUUCUCUGGCACUUGUAUCAGAGAGGCCAUGAAACAAAAACCAGUGUGCCCGACUUCCUAUCAUAUCAUGAAAGAGAAUCAGCCAGAUGGAACAAUGAAAACCUCUUACAGAACUUCUUCAUUUCCAGGUUGUAAUUCAUGUGAUACUAUUGUGAUUCAUUAUGACAUGUGUGGAAGCAUACAGAUAGAAGAUCAUCCCAACCCAGGAAAAUGCUAUGAAGGAACAAGACAGGUGGCAUACUUGCCAAAUAAUGAAGAAGGAUGGCAGGUUUGCUUCUCCUUGGAAGAGUUUUGACCAAAGGCUGAUUUUCACAGUAGGACAGUCUCAGGCAUCAGGAAUCAAGGAUGUGAUCACUUGGAAUGAUAUUCAUCACAAAAUCUCCAAUUCAUUGGGUCAGGAAACUUUGGUUACUCUGAUCCCAGCUGUCUGCAAUGAGUCAAGCUGGAGCUGAAGGCAAAAGAAAUUGAGUAAGAGUGCUGAAACCUUCAAGGUUGCCUGCAGAUCUGGACUUGCAAAAUCUAUAGCUGUGGAAAGGAGUCAAAGCAAUCAUUGAAAUACAUGUGUGUAGGCCCCAUUCAGAGAAAAAUAAAAGAAUUUGAGAAGAAAUUAGUUUCCUUAGGAGGGAAUGGGAUGAACUGCUAUCUGCUAACCUGUCUAAUUUCUUAGAGUUUUCUUGUUGUUGUUAUUCAAACUGUGCCCUGUUAGGAAUAUAAAAGUUGCUCUAGUGACAACCCAAAGCAUAUCUCUCAGUGCUUUCCUGCCUGUCUCCAUUUUGCUGCUACCAGAGAUGCUGGAGUUAAAGAAUCUUCCAUUGUACCAUUUGCACAAGGUGAUGAUUGAACCUCAGGUCCAUUCAUGUUAUUUGGCGUAAGCUGUUGAUGGCCUCAGAACUCAAUGGUAGCCAGGAACAUUAAAAAGAUUGGAAGACAUCUUGAAGAAAAUUCAUCUCCAAAUACUUAUAUGAGUCCUUCACUUCAGAACAAAAACCAAAUCCAACUAUCUGUCCUUGGAGCUCUGGCAAAUUUAAUGUAAAUUGAGGAGUGGGGAAAGAUGUUUUUGUCAUCAACCGAGUCCAGUGACUUCCCGUCACUUUCAGGAACAAAUAGAAAAGCCUGUAUGGCAUUCAAAGCUCUUCAUAAUCUCCCAUAACCUCCAUGCCCCUCCCUUUACUCCCCCACUAUGUACUUUGUGAUCUGGUGAUACUGACUUCCUUGAUAUUCCCUGUACAAGAAACUCCAUCUCUCUGGAUUGUGCAUUUUCAGUGGAUGUCCACCAUGCCUGGAAUUCUUUUCCUCUUCAUUUCCACUGACCAGCUUCCCUGACUUCUUUCAAGUCCUACCUAAAAUCCCACCUUCUAUGUGAAGCCUUUCCCCAAACCCCCUUAUUACUAGUGCUUUUCCUGUGUAGUUUAUCUCCAAUUUGUCCUGUAUAUAGCUUGUUUGUACAUAGUUGUUUGCAUAUUGUCUUCUCCAUUAGACUAUGAGCUACUUGAGAGCAGAAACAUGUUUUGCCUUCUUUUGUGUCCCCAACACUUAGCACAGUGCCUAGAACAUAGAAGGCACUUAAUAUUUGUUGACUAACUGUGACUAUGGGCAGGCUCAUUGACCUGGGAAUCAGAGUUUCUACAUUAACAGGCAACUGGCAUUGGCUUGUUUGCUGCCCUGGUUCUCUGCCUUCUUAGUGUAUCUUUUGGGGUGUACCUUGUGGUAAUUUCUCUGUUUGUCUAGUCUUAGUGAGACCCCAUUCGUACCCAAAUAUUUUCUGACUUUUAACCUCUACACAAUUGUCUGCUCAAUUUGCCAUUGUUCUAGGUGCCCUCUCAGAAGUGUACUUGUAGGGCAACAGAUGAAAUGCCCAUUCAUCUCUGAAUGAGUCCACUGUUUGUAUUUGCCACAGAAACUAAGCAGAAAUAUUCCUUAGGAGCUGAAAUACUGGAUCCUGUGGCAUUGCUUGGAGAAUGAAAGAGAACCUGUGAUACGGAGAGGUUCCUUUCCCAGUUACAAAUAGCUUAUUUGUGAUAAUGCCACACCCUAUUGUCCCAGUGUAGAAGGCUAAGUGUUGUAGCUCAAAUGAUAUCUAGUUGGUUCUUCUCUAAAUAAUCGAAUCAUCUGGAUCUGCCUCUAUGCUUAUGUGUGAGGAAACAUGAUUUAAUGGCUGUGUGUGAUGCUUCUAAUAAAGUCAUAAUUGUCAUCAGAAAAAA
Molecule: messenger RNA, 4205 nt
Organism: Trichosurus vulpecula (common brushtail)
Lineage: Eukaryota; Metazoa; Chordata; Mammalia; Diprotodontia; Phalangeridae
Product: E3 ubiquitin-protein ligase DTX3L-like
Exons: 1
Coding region: 71-1819 (582 amino acids)
Source: RefSeq, a predicted model, not a curated record